CCCCCCCCCCCUCAGUGAGACGGGAAUAAAGGGUAUUGAACCUCGGGAGGGAAACGCAAAGCUUUUUUUCUUGAUGCUGGAAAGAUGGAGAAGUGAGGGAGCGGCAGAAACAAACGGCGUUUGAGGUCGUGAACCACAGAGGUUGGCUGGAAAAAGUUGCUGAAAGGUAAACCAGAAGGAUCGUUUUUCCUUGGAUUGUUCUGAAAGGAUUUUGACGAGACGCCGGAGCUGCCGUCUCUUCUUGACCUCUGACACCUGAGUAAUUACCGGCCCGUGUUGGCGGGAGUGAAGCCAGCGGAUUCCCGUUGUGGAUUUACUGUCGGUCUGGAGUGGAAGGAUUUCUGCGUGGAUCUGAGACUCCCACGUCCGGCCGCCAGGGUUGGAGCUUUGGUGGACGUCCAUGCCAGAAGCACUCCAACACGCAUUGUUAAAGUCAUUAUCACACCACCCACUUCAAUCCACGGCCGUGAGGAGACACGGCUCCGUCACGCACACACACUUCCACAGUAGCUCCCGGCAGGAAUGGAGGUGGUGUGGAAAGGUGGAGGGUUUUAGGAGUCCCCCAUCCACCCCCCAGGUCCAAAUGGAUGUUAUUACCUGUAAGCAUGUGCAGCUCUCCAGCGGUUGAAAGCUUUCUGCUGCGAUUUUCUGAGAGGGACGUUCCGGCGCUCUGAGACCGCCACCUUCUGCAUUAUCUUCAGCCCUCACUUCACCGCCAUCAUUUUCUCCAACGGGUCUCUGGGGACCCCCCGGCGCGCUCCGCGCCCCGCCGUCCCCUCCGCCCUGGAGGGGAGGGGGUCACUGGAUUGGAGCAUGAGCGGGUGUCAUUAUCCCUCGCCGCCGGGACCGGAGCGGGAGCGCAGAUACCAGCACAAGGUGUCCCUGGUGGUGCGCUACUUCAUGAUCCCCUGCAACAUCUGUCUGAUCCUGCUGGCCACGUCCACCCUGGGCUUCGCCGUGCUCCUCUUCCUCAAUAACUACAAACCUUCUCACUUCACCCCGACUCCCGUCGAUGGCUGCAGGGGAAUGCUGUGUGGCUUCGGCGCCGUGUGCGAGCGCGACCCGGCCGACCCGGCGAAGGCCGACUGCGUCUGUAAGAAGGGGGACUGUCCGUCCCUGGUGGCUCCCGUCUGCGGCUCCGACUCCUCCACCUACUCCAACGAGUGCGAGAUGGAGAGAGCCCAGUGCAAAGCACAGCGGCGCAUUAAGGUGCUGCGCAGAGGGCCCUGCUCUCUGAAGGAUCCCUGUGCAGAGGUGACCUGCAGCUACGGCAGCACCUGCGUCCAGUCCUCUGAUGGCCUAGCCGCCAAAUGCAUGUGCCCGCUCGGCUGCGACGGCAAAGCCGGUGAGACGGUCUGCGGCAGCGAUGGAAACGACUACCCCAGCGAGUGCGAGCUCCAUCAGCACGCCUGCAAGAACCAGAAGAACAUCCGCGUGCAGCACCUGGGACCCUGCGACCCGUGCAAAGACGCUGAGAACAGCCUGAACGUCCUGUGCCGGGUGGAGGCCCUGACCCGAAGGCCCCUGCUCUACAGCCCGCCGGAGUCCUGCCCUCCAGGCGACGAUCCGCUGUGUGCCAGCGAUGGCCACACCUACCCCAACGAAUGCCACAUGACGGCAACCGGCGUCCAGAAAGGCAUCAAGCUCCAGAAGAUCCACGCGGGACAGUGCAGGAGGCUCGACGAAUGCCAGGACGAGUGUCUGUUCAACGCCGUGUGCGUGGUGGAGCCGGAGGGCCCCCGCUGCUCCUGCGACCCCCUGGAGUGCGACGACACCUACAAGCCCUUGUGUGGCAGGAACGGGCGCACAUACACCAACGACUGCUUGAGGCGCAAAGCGGAAUGUGAGAUGAAGACCCUGAUCUCCAUCAGGUCCCAGGGGCCCUGUGAUCUCAACACGCCGAGUCCGUGCCUGGAUAAGGUGUGCAAACACGGGGCAGUGUGCGUGGUCAAGAACAACGAACCCGUGUGCGAGUGCCCCGAGGCCUGCCAGCUGACCUCCGACCCCGUGUGCGGCUCCGAUGGACACAGUUACGGCAGCCCCUGCGAGAUGAGAGCCAUGGGUUGCGCCUUCCAGAAGACGAUCCAUAUUCAACACAAAGGCCUAUGUGAUGAAGCGUGCGCCAACUGCUCCUUCGGGGCGAUCUGCGACCUCCAGAGCAAACGGUGUGUGUGUCCGUCCGAGUGCGUGAAGUCCCGGCAGCCCGUGUGCGGCAGCGACGGAAACACCUACGACAGCGAGUGCGAGCUCCACGUGAAGGCCUGCACGCAGCAGACGGACCUGCAGGUGGUCAGCCAAGGAGCCUGCAAAACGUGUGGACCCACGGUUUGUGCCUGGGGGGCCCUGUGUGUCCAAAACAAGUGCGAGUGCCAACAGUGCGUCGGCGAGGCUCUCUCGCCGCUGUGUGGGAGCGACGGCAAAACUUACGACAACGAGUGCGAACUUCGCCGCUCCUCCUGCCUCCAGAACAAGAAAAUUGAUGUGGAGAAGGACGGCAGCUGUGAUGAAGACUGCGGCUCGGGGGGGUCGGGCUCAGGCGCAGAGAGCUGCGAACAGGACCGCUGUCGCAAGUACGGAGGCACGUGGGACGAGGACGCGGAGGACGACCGCUGCGUCUGCGACUUCAGCUGCGAGAGCGUGCCUCACAACGCGGUUUGCGGUUCCGACGGGAAAAACUACAGCAACGAGUGCGAGCUGAAGAAGGCUGGAUGUGACCGGCGAGAGUUGGUCUCCAUUCAAAACCACGGCCCCUGUGCAGCGCUCUCAGCUGUGACCCCGACGGCGCUGACGGCAGCCCAGCACUGCAGCCAGUCUGCGCACGGCUGCUGCUCCGACAACGCCACGGCCGCCUUAGGAGCGGGGCAGGCGGGAUGCCCCAGUACUUGUCAGUGUAACCUGUACGGCUCCUACAAGGGAACAUGUGACCCCGCCACGGGGCAGUGCUCCUGUAAGCCCGGCGUCGGGGGGCAGAAGUGCGACCGCUGUGAGCCGGGCUUCUGGAACUUCCGUGGGAUCGUGACGGAGAACAUGAGUGGAUGCACACCGUGCAGCUGCGAUCCCGUGGGCUCGAUCCGGGACGACUGCGAGCAGAUGUCGGGCCUGUGCUCCUGUAAGACGGCGGUGAAGGGCCUGAAGUGCAACGUGUGUCCGGAUGGAAGCAAGAUGGGCAUGAACGGCUGUGACAGCGGCCCGGAGGCCCCCGGCUCCUGUGCAGACCUGGUCUGCGGGUUUGGAGCCACGUGCAUUGUGGUCAACGGUCAGGCCCACUGCGAGUGUCCGUCCCCCGACUGCGACGUCAAGAACAAAACCAAGGUGUGCGGCUCGGACGGAGUGACCUACGCUGACCAGUGCCAGCUGAAGACCAUCGCCUGCAGGCAGGACAAGGACAUCCUCGUCGCUCACACCGGACAGUGCACAGAAUCCAUCUUCGAACCAGCAGACCCCCACCCCCCCACCACACCGAGCUCAACCGUCCCAGCCGCCGCCAUCACCACCCCCGCCCCCUUCAACCCUGACAAUGUGUGGGCCGUCCCGCCUCCGAUGACGGCAUUCACCGAGUGGGCGUCGACCGCCACCGCCCUUCCCACCCACAGCAGCGCCCGCCACCCCAUUCACACCCAGCCUCAGGCGCUGCAGCCCACCACGGCAGCAUCCAUCAUAACCUCCCUCUCUCACAGCAGCCCCGCCCCCGCCGCGGCUGCAGUGACCUCCUUUGAGGGCUCGGGCAGCGGGGAGCCGAGCGGAGACGACCUGGAGGAGAGCAGCGGCGGCGGCGUCCCGACAGAGGCCAGCGGGGCGGACGAUUCUGUCGGUACGGCUGCGGCUGCAUCCACACCCAUCGCCGAGAAAAGCUGCGACAACACCGAGUUCGGCUGCUGCCCUGACGACCAGACGCCGUCCAGCACCCCGGAGGGCGCCAACUGCCCCCCUACCAUGAUGUACGGCGGCUUCCUGCACCUGGACCAGGUGGAAGGCCAGGAGAUCUUCUACUUGCCAGAGAUGAACGACACAAAGUCUGAGCUGUUUGGAGAGACGGCGCGCAGCAUAGAAAACGCUCUCAACGAUUUGUUCAGGAAGUCGCAGGUGCGCAAAGACUUCAUGAGUGUUCGCGUCCACAAACUGGCUCCCAGCAACUCCAUCGUGGCCAUCGUGGAGGCCCACUUCAGACCAGACACGCGCUUCACGGCGGACGACAUCAUGGAGGCUCUGCUGAAGCAGCUGAAGGCCUCCAAGGACACCAGCAUCUCCGUCAAGAAGCCAGAGGGGAAAAACAUCCACUUCAGCAGUUCUGGUUUGUCCUCCGUCCCCGUCUUCACCACCACCACCGCCGCGGCUGUCACCAUACUCCCCCCCACCACCACCACCACCAGACGCCCACUGAAGAGUCGGGUCACCACGCACAGGCCCGCCACCAGCAGACGCACCACCACAACAGCGGCGCCGUCGACCACAACGCCGCUCCUCACCACCACGUCCCGCGUCAGAGGCGGGAAACUCGCCCCCAAGACCCAGAGGCCCUGCGACUCCCACCCCUGCCUCCACGGGGGCACCUGCGAGGACGACGGCAGCACCUACAGCUGCAGGUGUCCCGCCGGGCGGGGAGGGCCCGUGUGCGAGAAAGUGAUGAAAUACUUCAUUCCAUCCUUCGGGGGCCAGUCCUACUUGGCGUUUCCUACAAUGAAGGCGUACCACACGGUCCGGAUCGCCAUGGCCUUCAGGGCCUCGGAGAUGAACGGCGUCCUGCUCUACAACGGCCAGCGAGGAAGCAAGGACUUCAUCUCUCUGACUCUGGUCAACGGAAAGGUGGAGCUCAGGUUCAACACGGGCUCAGGCACCGGCACCUUGACCAGCAAGGUCAAGGUCAGUCAGGGACACUGGCAUCAAGUGGAGGUCACACGGAACCGCCGGAACGGCGUCCUCAGCGUCGACGGCGAGCCCGACGUCCAGGGCGAGAGCCCGCACGGCACCGACGGCCUCAACCUGGACACGGAGCUGUUCAUCGGAGGCGUGACGGAGGAUCUGAAGCAGGACGUGACUGCGAGGACGGGGGUCAGCGCAGGCCUGGUGGGCUGCAUCCGCAUGCUGGACGUCAACAACCGCAUGCUCAACCUGCAGGAGGACGGCGGCGACAGCCUCUUCGGGAGCGGAGUGGGCGAGUGCGGGAACAACCCGUGCGAGCCCAACCCCUGCAAGAACGGCGCUCAGUGCCAGGUCAAGGAGGCGGAGAUGUUCCAGUGCAAGUGCAGCAAAGGAUUCUGGGGAACCCUCUGCGCAGACGUCCGGGACCCGUGUGCAGCCAGCAAGUGCCACGCCACAUCCCAGUGCCAGGUUUUACCAGAGGGAGGGUACAAAUGCGUGUGCCCCAUGGGGCGGGAAGGCCGGCACUGUGAGAAAGUUGCAGAGAGGAGAGGGGCUUACAUGCCCACGUUCAACGGAGACUCAUACCUGGAGCUGAAGGGGCUGCAUCUCUACGGGCACGAUCUGCGUCAAAAGGUCAGCAUGAUGGUGGUCCUCAUGGCAAACGACUCCGACGGUUUGAUUUUCUACAACGGCCAGAAGACGGACGGGAAAGGAGACUUCAUCUCUCUGGGGUUAAACAACGGGAUUCUGGAGUUUCGCUACGACCUGGGAAAAGGGCCAGCGAUCAUCAGGAGCAAGGCGCCCCUCCCACUGAAGGUGUGGAACACCAUCAACCUGGAGCGCUCCCUCCGCAAAGGAGAGAUCCGGAUAAACGACCAGCAGCCCGCCCGUGGAGAGUCACCCAAGAAAUCACGCAAGGCCGUCCACAGCGACCUCAACCUGAAGGAGUCUCUGUUUGUGGGUGGAGCUCCCGAUUACAGCAAGCUGGCGCGAGCCGCCGGACUCACUGAAGGCUUCAAGGGAACCGUCCAGAAGAUCAUGCUGAUGAGCGAUCCCGUCCUCAAAGAGGAGAACGCCCUGAGCUCCAGCAACGUGGCCAUGUUCCAGGGUCACCCGUGCUCCCAGGAGCCCUGCCAGAACGGCGGCCGCUGCAACCCCAUGCUGGCGACCUACGAGUGCUCCUGCUUCCCCGGUUACGUGGGCGACAACUGCAGCGUGGCCAUCCACGAGAAGUCUGCCGGAGAGACGGAGGCCGUCGCCUUUGAUGGACGGACGUUCAUCGAGUACCACAACGGCGUCACAAAGAGCCAACUGACCAAUGAGAUCCCAGAUCCUGAGUCUGUGGACAACCCGUCUGACCAGAGUGAGAAAGCUCUGCUGGUGAACAAGUUUGAGCUGAGCAUCCGGACGGAGGCCACGCACGGCCUGCUGCUGUGGAGCGGCAAAGGGGUGGAGCGCUCGGACUACAUCGCCCUGGCCAUCGUGGACGGACGCGUCCAGAUGACCUACGACCUGGGCUCCAGGCCCGUGGUGCUGCGCUCCUCCGUGCGCGUCAACACUAACCGCUGGAUACACAUCAAAGCCAGCAGAGCUCUUCGGGACGGCUUUCUACAGGUCGGCAAUGAGGCGGCCGUGACGGGGUCCUCGCCGCUGGCCGCCACGCAGCUGGACACGGACGGAGCUCUCUGGUUAGGUGGUCUGGAGGAGCUGGCAGUGGCCCGCCGGCUGCCCAAGGCCUACAGCACCGGCUUUGUCGGCUGCAUCAAGGACGUGGUUGUAGACGGCGUGGAGCUCCACCUGGUGGAGGACGCCCUGAACAGCCCCAAGAUACUACACUGUUCCGCCGCCAAAUAGGCCGGCAGAGACAAAAUGCUGCGAGAAACGGAAAAGAAAUAACCCCCCCAUCUGCUCCCUACAUAGCGCCCAUGUCUCCUGCUGUAAUUAUUUUCUAUUUUUGUAUACUUUUCACCGCUUUUUAUAUGGAAAAAUAAAUACAUUGUUUUGGGGUUUUAUAUGUUUUGCUAUUUUUUUUUCUUUUCCAACCUGCAUCUCCAUUUGCAGUUACUUUCAUGACCCUGUGACCUUUUCCACCCAAAGAUCCGCUCUGAGGGAAACCUUCCGUUUUUUUUUCUUCCUCUCAUUACUUGAACACAGCGGACCGGGCUGAGCCGUUUCCGGUGACCCGCCGGUCCUGGUGCCAUAUCUAGCCGUCACAUUCCUCCAGCAUGGCCCCGUUCAUGAAGACGUGCGUUCCCCUGAGAGCCCCAGUGGUCCUCUCCCUCCACAGCGCCGACCCCCCCUCCCCACAUUAUCUAGUCCACUCUAUUUUCCUAAUGAGACUUUCUGAAAGACCGCUGGAGCUGCUACCGAGAGCGAGCGACCAAAUCCAAACCGCUCCAUCGUCCCACGGAACGGACGCCACUCCCAUCAGAGCCUUUAGUUUUGAAAUCUGACUCACUAACACGACGGCGUGAUGGAGAGAGCAACGCUUUUCCCACGGACUCGUGUGGCAUUCAUUAGUCAUCAAUCAAGAAAUGAAUCAUAGAUACAAAUAAAUGUUCUAAAUAUAGACUAUAUAAAUCUGAGACUGUGAAUAUGUGAGAUGGGUUUUCUUUGGAGAGCUGAGUGAUUCUCAUGUAGUGUUGUGCGUUUUAUUCUGCAAUCAGCUCAUGUUGACAUUAGAAAUGCAUGGACUUCUGGGUUCUUAUUUGAACUUCUGGACAUUUUGGUUUCAAUCAAAACUCAUUCUGAUAUGAAAAAUGUCACAACAUUUAACCUUUUUCCUUUUUUCUCUGAUGUGAUUUCCUAAAGUUUUGGUUUGCUGUAUUUUCUUUGGGAGCAGUUAGUUUUGCAGGAACUUGAGAGGAGCACAAGGGAAGAGUUUGUACCGUUUCUGACCUAAGGGUGGCGCUAAAAGCAAAAAACUGAAGAGGAGGACAGACAGAGGAAGGGGAGAUCUUAUCAUGAGGGGAGCUGCUGCACUCAGGAAAGUCCUGGCAAAUAAUCAAUCAGGUGUCGAUACAGAGACUAUAAAAGGCUAUAAAAAAGUCCAGCUUUUUUUUUUCUGUUCCUGAAGGAACUUUUUUCUCGGCUGUUGAAAGAGAGGAGAGAGACAGAGACUGGUGUGUUCUUCUGACACUUUGAAGCCAUAACAGCCGCAAAAAGACAAAAAAGAAAACAUGCGAAGAUACAUAAUCCUAUGGCAAACUAACAUAGCAGCGCAUGAGUUUUUAUUGCUGGUGUGAAUUCUUUCACUUUGGGUGGACUGUUGCAAUGUUGUCGCCUCCGCCAAAUGCAAUAAGCUGAGAUGACCUAAAGAAUCUUUGUAUUAAUAUGAGAACCAUGGCAAUAUCUGAGAGAAACGUCAUGCCUGUCGGUGGUUACGUAUCAAACAGUCUUUUAUGUUCCUGAACCAUCCAGCAUUUGUUUUGUACAGCCCUGUAAUUUGUAAGUGUAAAUUUAGCAAACGUGUGAUCCGUGGAGGUUUCUGUUUUUUUUUUUAGUAUCAUACACUGGAACCCAGUCGGACUUGUCUGCUCGCACGCAGAUCCAUGCGCUUGUGGGAGACGGACGACCUGGAAGCUUUAGCUUUGCGUUGAGUAUUAACUCUGGACACGCCUCAUUGUAACCCUCCAUCCUCUAGAUCUGACCCACCCGGGGUACUGAAAGGAGGAGUCCUGAGCCUGCAGUCUGUGGUUUGGAUGGAAACAAUGAAAUGCCUUACAAACAUGUCACCUGGACUGAGCAAAUCCAUGUAUCCAGUGUAUAAACCUCACCCUGAUAAUGUAAAUGAGUAAUUAUAAUAACCAUGUUAUCAGUAAUCCUGAGAAUAAGAAAUGACCCCAAAAGGCUUCUUUUUUUACAAAAACUUCUAUCUACUGUUUUUGAAUCUGUUUCCUGGUCUUUAUUUAUGUCUUCAUGUUGAUGACCUUCACUGUCUGACCUCUGUAAACUACUGUCUGGCUGUGCAGACCUCAUCAGAAGGCGCGGCACCGCUUAACGAGUGGCAUGACCUGAACAUUACUAACUUUUUGUCUUGUGUUCCUACCACCAUGAAAUAAAACGUCAACCAAACAGAA
Molecule: messenger RNA, 8939 nt
Organism: Oryzias latipes (Japanese medaka)
Lineage: Eukaryota; Metazoa; Chordata; Actinopteri; Beloniformes; Adrianichthyidae
Gene: agrn
Product: agrin
Biological process (GO): cell differentiation; receptor clustering; multicellular organism development
Cellular component (GO): extracellular region
Molecular function (GO): laminin binding; calcium ion binding
Source: RefSeq, a predicted model, not a curated record